AUAGCCGCUGAAAAUCCCGACGGCGGAAGACGACGACGUAAGACGACGACGGAGGCGAUGAAGAACGAAGAGGCCAUUGCAGUAGUGGAGAUUCUGUCUCCGAUGACCUCAGCCUUUGGGUACACGAGACGUCUAGCCUUCUUCGACCCGUUUUCAGCACCACAUCGGAGCGGUAUGGCUAUUCCGGAGUUCGAAUUUUGCUGUUAUGGAUUCGAUAUCUUUGUUGAGUUAAUUGUUCAAAGUUCAGUAUCUAUAGAUGCUAAGAAGGGUAAACAUCGGGAAUACGAAAAUGAAUGCGGUAAGAAAUAUGUGGUUCCUGAUGUGUUUGGAAUUACCUUCAUUGACCCGUUCUAGCUCAUCAAUGGUUAGUUGCAUUCUCACCAAUUGGUAAUGGUUUAUCUGAAAUGGAUUAUUGUGGCCUUGAGAAACUGGAUUGUCUUACAUGUUUAAAAUGUUUAGUGGAUUGAGAGAACACUAAACAGAUUAUGUGAUAAAGCUCUUUUCAUGGAAUGAUUUGAUUCUACUUAAUCAUAGCUUGUGAUGCUAUCCAAUCAGACUCUAGUGUUGUUUCAUCUAUUUGUAGGUGUUUCAGAUUAUGUCAUAGAGCUUGUUUGUCUGAUAGCACAACCUAUGCUAAUAAGUUAAGUGUUGUUUA
Messenger RNA from Arabidopsis arenosa, 655 nucleotides. The record is from the annotation of a GenBank genome assembly. NCBI's taxonomy places the organism in Eukaryota, Viridiplantae, Streptophyta, Magnoliopsida, Brassicales, Brassicaceae.